AUGGCGCUCGCGCGAUCGCGCGCGCGGGCGUCGGGUCGCGCGCGCGCUCGAACGCAUUUUCGCGCGUCGGCGUCGGCGUCGCGCGCGCCCGAACGCGGGCGCGUCGGUCGACGAGACGCGCUCGUCGGCACGGCAUCGGUGAUCAUCGCCUCGACGGCGACGGGGGGGCGCGCGCGGGCGACGGGCGCGUCCACGGGCGCGCCGCUGCGAGAGAUCGGUCGUCUUGGGAUCGGGACGUGGUCGUGGGGGAACACCGCGGUUUGGGAGUACGAUGAGAGCAUGGACCCGGAGUUACGACGGGUGUUUAAUCGCGCCGUGGACGCGGGGGUGCGAUUGUUCGACACGGCGGACAGUUACGGCACGGGCGCCGGGUUCGACGGACGAAGCGAGGUUUUGCUGGGGCAGUUUUUGAAGCAGUGUCCGAGCGAGAAGGCGAAGGAUGUGAUAUUGGCCACAAAACUAGCGCCGUUUCCGUGGCGCGUGACGAGUGGGAGUUUCGUCAAGGCGGCGAAGGAGAGUGCGGAGCGAUUACAGGUGGAUAAGAUUCCGCUCGGACAAUUGCACUGGAGCACGGGUAAUUAUCAGCCCUUGCAAGAGGGCGCGCUUUGGGCCGGGAUAGCGGACGCGUACGAGGAGGGCGUCAUCGGGGCGGUGGGGCUGUCGAACUACGGUCCGAAGCAGUUGAGGAAGAUUCACAAAUACAUGUCGGCGCGCGGGGUGCCGAUUUCGACGCUGCAGGUGCAAUAUCACCUGUUGAGUCGAUUUCCCGAGCUCAACGGCACGAAAGAGACGUGCGACGAGCUGGGAAUUAAACUCAUCGCGUACUCUCCGCUCGCGCUCGGUUUGCUCACGGGGAAGUACAGCGUGGAAAAUCCUCCACCAGGGAUUCGAGGAUUUGCGUACAAGGGCGUGUUGCCGCCGCUUCCGGGUCUCCUCGCGACGAUGCGCGCCGUCGGUGAAGAGCACGGUGGGAAGACAUUGCCGCAAGUCGCGCUCAACUGGUGCAUGGCCAAGGGAACGGUCCCGAUUCCCGGGGCAAAGAACAUGCGCCAACUCGAGGACAAUCUGGGCUCACUCGGAUGGGGUUUGACGCCGAGUGAAGUCGAGGAGCUCGAUCGCGCCGCCGAGAAAGUCGGUCUCUCGACAUCGCAAAAUAUCUUUCAAACAUCUUAG
Messenger RNA from Ostreococcus tauri, 1173 nucleotides. Its product is annotated as NADP-dependent oxidoreductase domain. Gene Ontology annotation, cellular component: cytoplasm. The record is from RefSeq and is a predicted model, not a curated record. Lineage: Eukaryota; Viridiplantae; Chlorophyta; Mamiellophyceae; Mamiellales; Bathycoccaceae. Bases 1 to 1173 code for a protein of 390 amino acids. The transcript is spliced from 2 exons.